Molecule: messenger RNA, 1899 nt
Organism: Musca vetustissima
Lineage: Eukaryota; Metazoa; Arthropoda; Insecta; Diptera; Muscidae
Exons: 3
Coding region: 1-1899 (632 amino acids)
Source: RefSeq, a predicted model, not a curated record
AUGACUUUCAAGUGCUGUUUAUUAGUUUUACUUUUAACGGAAUAUGGUCAUGCAGCCAAUAAAUCUUCAAAUACCAAAGAUACCAAAGCAACAUCGACAGCAACAGUAGCAGCAUCAACCACUACGACGCCGACUACGUCGCCAAUACCAGCCUCAGCAAAGUCCAACGACAAACUCUCAUAUCCCAAAAAGGUCAACACUUCAAAGAAACGUCCAUCGAAAUCUACGUCGCUCAAGAAGGUAGCCGAUAUAACGGAUAAAUUUAAAGAUUUGCCCGCAGAUGAUUUGGCCUUUAUCAAAGAACUGGACAAACAAUUUAAACAGCACGGCGGCAAGGUGAAAAUCAAGGUAGAAAAUGAUAAUGCCACCACGGUGUCAACGUCGAAGAACAGUAAGAGGACCAUUGAGGGGGAAUUGGGCUAUGGCUAUGCACAAAACGGCUACGACUACAGUCCACCAAAAUUUGAAUUCUACCCCUAUUCCCAGAAGGAUAUACCCAGUGAUGCUCCAAAAUAUUUCUUACCCAAUGGUAAGACUGAAGUUACCGUAGAACCUUCCUUCUCAUAUGAAUUGAAACCCCAAACCUAUGUUCAGCAUAAUGGUGGUAAUGCUCAAGUCGAUUUGCCACAUCCAGGAGAGGAACAAGUUUUAAAUGAGCCACAGCAGCACCACAUCCCCGAACAGCCACACCAGCAACAACAAUAUGAAGAACCGGUUAUUGUUUUACGUAUACCCGGACCGGCGAAAUAUGCCUCACAUUUGCAAACGUUGCUGCAACAAUAUUUGGAAAUUCGUGCUGCACAAUAUUUGCGGAUUUUGGAGGAAGCGGAACAGCAGCGUCAACAUCAGCAGCACCACCAACAACAUGAACAGCAUCAGCAGCAACAGUUGCAGGAAAUUGAUUAUGCUCAACAUGCUGGUCAUGUGGAAGAUGUACCCACCCCAGCUCCCGUGGAAUAUAAUCAGGAAUAUCAGCAACACCACCAACAACAGCAGCUGCAAUAUGAACCUCAGCCCCAAUAUCCCGCCAUUGAUGAUGUCUAUCAGACCUAUAAAUAUAAACAUCCCAAUCACCCCGAACAGGCUCAGCAACCGGAAAGUCCAGUCCAAAGUUAUUAUCAAGCACCAGAACCGCAAAAACAACAACACUAUGCCCCACAACCGGAACAGCCUCAGUAUUAUUAUGCCCAUCAACAGGAAUAUGCCCAGCCCGAAGGGCCACCAGCCAUGUAUCAGCAUGUCUUCUUGAUUUCCAUGACUCCCCAGGCCGUCAACGAUUAUGAGCAUCAACAACAAUUGCAGCAGCCGCAACAACAACAUGAAGAGCCAUCACAACCCAUCUAUGUUCCCGCACAACCUGUUGCCGAUUUGGGAGAUCAUCACGCCCUGCCCAUCACGGAAAAUAAUCCACGCCCCUCCCACACCAAAGUCAUCUUCACACAUAACCCUGAACAUGCUGGGACGGAUUACAACAAUAUGUACCCCUUGCCCUCCAUUAAGCCCAAUGAACGCCAUGCUCCCCACUCCGUCCCUGACUAUCAUCAGGACCAUCAACAACAAUUGCAGGCCUAUCAUCAGCAGCAGCAGGAAUCUCAAGAGUCGCUGCAACACUAUCAACACCACCAACAACAACAAGUUCAAGUUCCGCAAAAGCAAGCUCAAGAACAACCACAACAAGUCGUGGCCAUAACCCAAAGACCCUUCAAUUAUCAUGCCCAUGGCACCAAGCCUCGGGCUCGUGGCCGCACAAAUUACAAGCGCAAGGCCUCCGGCACUGCGGACACCACCAAAGCCGAUCAAGUCCUGGAGAAAAUCAACGAUUAUGUUCGUGAGAAAUUUGGUGCUGAGACAGGUUCAGCGUCGGAAUAUAGGACCACCCAAGUGAUAAGCAAGAAAUGA